AUGGCAAUAUCCUACCCCCGUCCGGACUUCCAACGCACCCCUCUAAACUGGGGCACCUUGGACGGUCCCUGGACCUUCACCUUCGACGACAAAGACGAAGGCCUACUCGCGAAAUGGCACAAAACAAGCCUGCAAGGGAAAUCUUCCCACCAGAUAAUAGUCCCAUACGCCUUCCAAACCCCAGCAUCGGGGGUAAACCUCAUCGAAGCACACGAGGUAAUGUGGUACGAGCGACGCAUCACAGACAUCCGCACUGCCGAUGAAAAGCAAAGGGGAAAUAGACUCCUCCUCCGCUUCGGCGCUGUCGAUUACGAGUGCUCCGUCUGGGUGGACGGUGUCCUUGUCGGCGGACACCGUGGCGGACAUGUGCCAUUCGAUAUAGACGUCUCCGACGCCCUGGCCGAAGGCGCUACCGAAGCUCGUCUCACUCUCCGCGUUAGAGAUUCACCUUAUGACUUGACCCAGCCGCGUGGUAAGCAGUUCUGGGGACCUGUUCCGGAGAGUAUCUUCUACACGCCCAGCGGGGGUAUCUGGCUUUCUGUUUGGUUGGAGAGCGUUCCUGCUAUGCGGCUGCUAUGUGGGAGUGGAGGCACCGUGCUUCGUUCUAAUGAUAUCGAGGGCAGGAAGUUGCAUGCAAAGAUUCAAGUUGCCGGACGUCGGGCUGGAAGUGUGGCGAAGGUCGAGGUUGAGGCAUCGCUUGCAGGAGUAAGUGUUGCGAAGGUGGACGGUGAGGUUCCGCGGGAUAAAUUUUUCAUUGCACUUGAUUUGAGUAUGAAAGUCCCUGAGGCUGCGAUUGCGAAGUUGAAGGCAGCGAACCAGCAGCUGUUUGAUGUUGAUGGAGCCUGGAGUCGGGGUGUUGCGCUCUGGGCGCCAGAGCAUCCCAUUCUCUAUGAUAUUACGCUUCGGCUGUUUGAUGGGGCAGGCCUUCUUGUUGAUGAGGUCCAGACUACGACCGGCAUGCGUAGUCUAUCCUGGCAAACCGGCGACGGAACAUUCCGGCUGAACGGAAAGCCGUAUUUCCAGAUGCUAUUCCUGGACCAGGGAUACUGGCCUGGAACGGGCAUGACACCUCCUUCUUCAGAGGCUUUGAGGACGGAUAUCGAGCUAGCGCAGAAACUUGGGUUCAAUGGAUGCCGCAAGCACCAGAAAGUCGAAGACCCGCGCUUCUACUACUGGGCGGACCGGAUGGGCUUCCUCGUCUGGGGCGAGAUGGCAAAUGCCUACGAGUUCGACUCUAACUACAUUGAGCGGUUUACUAACGAGUGGACCGAAGCCGUGAAGAGAGAUAUCAACCACCCAUCAGUGAUCACCUGGACGCCAAUUAAUGAGUCCUGGGGUGUAUCUGCUUUAAAGGACAAUAUCGAGCAGCGCAAUCAUGUUCGCGCUCUGUACUACUUGACCAAGUAUGGCCCACCCGGUGGCGCAUUGUCUACGGACCUCGACCCUAGCAGGCCAAUCAACGACAAUUGCGGUUGGGAACACGUCAAAACAGACCUUACGACUUUCCACGACUACAGAGACUCAGCCGAGCUUGGUGGAGCAUGCACUAGCAUAUCAGGGAUCCUCGAACCGAAAGGUGGACACGAGGUUUUCACCAAACCAAUCUACUCGGGACUACUUGGUUCAACGAUCGUCGACAAAGGUGCCCGGCAUACGCCUGGUGCACCGGUGAUCUGCACCGAGUUCGGCGGUGUUAAUAUCGCACCGCCUAAGAACUCUGCUGCCGCCGGGGAGCGGGACUGGGGUUAUACGACUGCGAGUGACCCGGCAGAUUUCUUGGUUCGGUUUGAGAAGUUGGUUAUGGCGGUUGUGAGACCAGGACAUAUUUGUGGGCUUGUCUGGACUCAGUUGUGUGAUAUUGAGCAAGAGGUGAAUGGUCUAUAUACCUAUGAUCGUAAAGAGAAGGUUCCUGCGGAGAAGGUGAAGGCAAUUAUGGAUGCUGCGAGGGACCAUUAUUACCAUCAUGUCACGUCUCAUCACUCGAAGGGCUUUAAGAAGCUGCUGGAUCAGUAUAAGCAUGUUGUGCAUCGUUAG
Penicillium vulpinum is the source of this 2034-nucleotide messenger RNA. RefSeq names its product glycoside hydrolase family 2 protein. NCBI's taxonomy places the organism in Eukaryota, Fungi, Ascomycota, Eurotiomycetes, Eurotiales, Aspergillaceae. The record is from RefSeq and is a predicted model, not a curated record. The transcript has 3 exons. Gene Ontology annotation, molecular function: hydrolase activity, hydrolyzing O-glycosyl compounds. Gene Ontology annotation, biological process: carbohydrate metabolic process. Bases 1 to 2034 code for a protein of 677 amino acids.